GUCAACAUCAUGGAAAAGCUGCAGCUACCUGCCAGCUACUUGCAGUGGCGUCAGGAGCCUUACUCUACAGCUCGUUGGCUCUAACGGCUUUGGUGGAGAAAAAAAAUUAGGAAACAGAAUUCCCGCUUGAUGUCGUGAUCACCGGAAAACACUCAAGAACCCCCGGAGCAUCCCCCACCUCAGCUGCCGCUAUUUCCCCACCGCUUAUUGAUCGUCUACAUUACAAAACUCUGUCUCUCAUUUGCGCGGCCCCCUCCGCUCUCUUUCUCAUAUCCUCUCUCUCUCAAUCCUACAUAUCCCCCCGCCUUUUGCUUGAACCUUCACAUUGCUGCCAGGAUACCACGCAAUGGCUGCAGCUACCGUCUCUCUGAAGACCCCCGAGGAGGCCGUUGCACGGAUUGCGUACCUGUCCAGUGAUGUGGUCAUUUCAGUACAACCGUCGCUGAGUGCGGCCUCGGCAUACUCGUCAAAACUUGCGGAAUUGGUGUCGAGUAACACCAAGGGCGCGCUCUCACAGCAGACACCAGAGGUGCAAACCGUCCGCCAGAAUGCCGACCCGUUACUCUCUGUACACCAGCCCGCACGGUCGGGGAAGCUCGUCUCCGUUACCACCACAUCCAAUACUCUGAUCUCAUCGAUACCCCACCUCUACAAGCUCCUCAACUACCCCAUUGUCAUCCAUGUGUCGAUGCAACCGGCCGAAUACCCCGACUACUCGGAGAUCACCUCGAUCCGACAGACCGGAUUGAUUCUUCUGCAGUCCGAGACGACGCAGGAGGCACAGGACAUGGCCGUGGCCGCCCACGCCCUGGCGCUCAAGUCUGGAAAGGCCGUGAUCCACUUCUUUGCCGCGAGUGAGAAGACUGAGGUGGCUGUUGAGGAUCCGGUGUUGUUGGAGCGCGCGCUGGAUCGUGCCGCCGCAGAAGGUGUCCGGGCCAAGACAGUAGACUCGGUGAACCUGUAUGCCGACGACGGUGUGCGGGCCCAGACUCUCCAAGUUGGUGAUUCGGCGCCGGCUAUCCCGUCGAGCGGGCUGAUCCCUCCUAUCGGUGAGCCUGUUUCCCUCGGUGGAAGCAGUGUACCCAGCACCGCCGGGGACAGCACACAUGCUUCGGUUACCUCCGCUAGUUCGAUCGAUGUCCCAGUCACCUCGCGUGACGUCACCUCCGACGACAUCUUCAACCACAUAAACAACAUCUUCACCGUAAUCAAGCAGGUCACCGGCCGAUCAUACAGCGUAUUCGAAUACACUGGUCCUCAGCACGCCGACCUCGCUCUCUUCGUUUUCGGUUCCACCACCUCUCUGUUCCGCAACGUCUUGAAGAAGGCCGGUUCCGGAGAGUACGACAAAGUCGGCAUCAUCUCGGCCCGUCUUUACCGACCAUGGUUUGGCGCCCAGCUGCCCAACGUCCUUCCCAAGGCCGUCACCAAGAUUGCCGUUUUGGAGCAGAUUCACAGACAGACAACCAAGUGGGGUCCAUUGUUCUUGGACCUCCUCACCUGCCUGCGAACUGGCCCCAGCGUCCAAGGUGCCCCCUCGGUUGUUGCCCACAAACUCGGCUACAUCAGCGCCGAGACCGCGGCCCAGGCGCUGCGUGGUGUCAUGCAGAACCUUCGAUCGGAAUCCCCCGUCCAGAACCUGUCGGUGGGCUUGGAGAAUGGGCCUGCUGAGACUACCGAGACGUCUGAGCAACCGGGUGUAGAGUCCGCUUACAUGAAGAUUCUCGCCCAGCUUUUCGGUCAGAGACUUCACAUUGCCAACUCCCUUGACCGACCCAACGCCGGUAUCUCUACCACCGUCGCCGCCUCCCCCGAGUACGGAUAUGGUUCGCUUCUGGCCAGGAUUGAGCAGCGCAAGGCGUUAGUAGACAAGGCGGAGAAAUUGGCCAAGUCUAGCAGCUUUGCCACUCCUGCCUCCACCGAGAUCUUGUCGAAGUGGUUGUUGGUUGCCGACGACGAGACCAAGAGCGCCGAGAUCUCUGAUGAGCUCAUCCAGCAGCUUGAGAAGGAUGGUUCCGCCGCGGCGAAGACUCUGCUCGAGAGCAAGAGUCUCUUCCGCAAGGAGUCCCCCUGGUUGAUUGGAUCCGAUGCCUGGGCCUACGAUCUUGGUAACUCCGGUGUCCACCACGUUAUCGCCUCCGGCAAGAACAUCAACAUGCUCGUCAUUGACAGCACCCCCUACUCCCAGCGCGGCGCCGCCGAUGCUUCCCGACGGAAGAAGGAUAUCGGUCUGUACGCUAUGAACUUCGGUAACGCUUACGUUGCUUCGGUUGCUGUUUACAGCUCGUACACCGGUGUGCUGCAUGCCAUGAUGGAGGCCGACAAGUUCAAUGGUCCCUCGGUGGUGCUGGCGUACCUGCCCUACGACAAGGAAGACGACUCCGCUCUGACUGUCAUGCGCGAGACUAAGAAGGCCGUUGAUAUCGGAUACUGGCCUUUGUACCGCUACGAUCCCUUCGGCGACGAGAAGGGUGGACAGAACUUUACUCUGGAGUCCGAGAGGAUCAAGAAGGAGCUCAAGGACUUCCUUGACCGCGAGAACCACCUCACCCAGCUGGUCAAGCGCAACCCGACUCUUGCUAAGAGCAUCUCCCAGUCCUACGGAAAGGAGGUUCGCCACCAGCAGAAGCGCAACGCGAAGGAUGCGUUUGCCAAGCUUCUCGAGGGUCUCUCCGGUCCUCCCCUCACUAUUCUCUACGCUUCUGAUGGAGGCAAUGCCGAGAACGUUUCAAAGAGGCUAGGACGCCGUGGUAAAGCUCGUGGUCUCAAGACCCUGGUCAUGGCCAUGGAGGACUACCCAAUCGAGGACCUGAACAACGAGGAGAACAUCGUUUUUAUUACGGCUACGGCUGGACAGGGUGAGUUCCCCAUGAACGGACGCAGCUUGUGGGAGGCCGUGAAGGGAUCUACCGACUUGGAUCUCGCCACUGUCAACUACUCUGUCUUCGGUCUGGGAGACUCGCACUACUGGCCUCGCAAGCAGGACAGGAUCUACUACAACAAGCCUGCGAAGGAUCUCGACAGGCGUCUGCAGGAGAUCGGUGGAAAGGUUUUGAUUGAGUGUGGCCUUGGAGACGACCAGGACCCCGAUGGAUACCAGACUGGAUACUCUGAGUGGGAGUCGAAGCUUUGGCAUGCGCUUGGUGUUGACAACGUCGAGGGUCUCGCCGAUGAGCCUCCCCCAAUCACCAAUGAGGACAUGAAGAUCAAUUCCAACUUCCUCCGUGGUACCAUUGAGGAGGGCCUUGCGGAUAUGUCCACCAUGGCUAUCUCCGCCAGCGACCAGCAGCUCACCAAGUUCCACGGUACCUAUAUGCAGGACGACCGUGAUCUACGUGACGAGCGCAAGGCUCAGGGUCUGGAGCCUGCAUACUCGUUCAUGAUUCGCUGCCGGUUGCCCGGAGGAGUGUCGACUCCAAAGCAGUGGAUCCAGAUGGACGACAUCGCCAAUACCUACGGAAACCACACCAUGAAGUUGACCACCCGUCAGACCUUCCAGUUCCACGGUAUCAUCAAGACUGACCUCAAGAACUCCAUGCGUGCCAUCAACCAGGCUCUGAUGACCACCAUCGCCGCCUGCGGUGAUGUCAACCGUAACGUCAUGUGCAGCUCCCUUCCCACCCAGGCUGCCUUCCACGCCGAGGUCCAGGCCGUUGCACAGGUCAUCAGCGACCACCUCCUGCCCAACACCACCGCCUACCAUGAGAUCUGGCUCAUGGACGAGAACGAUAAGAAGGUGCAGGUUGCCGGUGACGCCGUUGUCGACCACGAGCCCCUCUACGGCCCCACCUACCUCCCCAGGAAGUUCAAGAUCACCAUUGCCGUGCCCCCGCACAACGACACCGACGUGUACGCUCACGACGUAGGUCUCAUCGCCAUCAAGGGCGAGGAUGGCAAGCUGGCUGGUUUCAACGUCCUCAUCGGUGGAGGAAUGGGAGUCACUCACAACAACACCAAGACCUACCCUCGCACUGGUAGCUCGAUCGGUUUCUCGACCGUUGACAAGGUCCACCUUGUCUGCGAGAAGGUCAUGCUGAUCCAGCGCGACCAUGGUGACCGCAAGAACCGCAAGCACGCCCGUCUGAAGUACACCGUCGACGACCUCACCGUCCCCGUGUACAAGCAGAAGGUCGAGGAACUGCUCGGCUGGCAGCUCGAGGAGGAGCGUUCCUUCCACUUCGAGAGCAACGUCGACACUUUCGGCUGGGUCAAGGACGAGACAGGUCUCAACCACUUCACCUUCUUCAUCGAGAACGGACGUAUCGAGGAUACCGCCGAGUUCCAGAUGAAGACCGGCCUCCGCGAGAUCGCAAAGGUGCACAAGGGCGAGUUCCGCCUUACCGGCAACCAGCACCUGAUCCUCUCCAACGUCGCCGACGCAGACUUGCCCGCACUCAAGGACCUCAUGGCGAAGUACAAGCUGGACAACUACCAAUUCACCGGGCUCCGCCUGUCGUCCUCCGCCUGUGUCGCCUUCCCCACCUGUGGCCUCGCCAUGGCCGAGUCGGAGCGCUACCUCCCCGUGCUGAUCUCGAAGGUCGAGGGCGUUCUCGAGGAACACGGACUGCGCCACGACUCCGUCGUGAUGCGGAUGACCGGAUGUCCUAACGGCUGUGCGCGCCCGUGGCUCGCCGAGAUCGCGUUCGUUGGAAAGGCCUUCGGUGCUUACAACAUGUACCUGGGCGGAGGCUACCACGGCCAGCGUCUCAACAAGCUGUACCGCUCGUCCAUCAAGGAGGAGGAGAUCCUCGAUAUCGUCCGCCCCCUGUUCAAGCGCUACGCACUUGAGCGUGAGGACGGCGAGCGCUUUGGUGACUUCUGCAUUCGCGUCGGCGUCAUCAAGCCCACUACCGAGGGCAAGACUUUCCAUGACGACGUCGCGGAAGAGGAUUCUGAGGAGUAGAUUGCACGCGAUGGGAGUUUUGAUUUGGAAGAUGAUGGGGAACGGGGGCGGUCGGGGUAAUUUCUUUGGGUUUUAGGUCUUUUUAGUGUAGAUAUUCUUUCGCGUCGCCUUUUCUUUUUUUUGUGUUUUUGUGUUUUUGUUUCGCUUUAUUGAUCAAUUGAGUGAGUGUACAUGCUGCAGCCGAUUGAUUGUUUGUCUACAUGAAGCUUGAUGCCUGAAGCUUGGAUGGGGAGGUAUAUGCCAGGUGGUGGAUUAGAGCUCAUCCAGCUCGGCCAGUAGUUACCCACAACCGUGAUACUGGUAUGCGGUGUUUCCGGGGGUGGUUACUGGCCACUCGACGGCUAGCGGGGGGCAGCGUAUCCAUUGCGGUCGAUUCACCCAUAUCCGUCUCCAAGAUUAUCAUUUGUA
Tricharina praecox is the source of this 5311-nucleotide messenger RNA. RefSeq lists its product as uncharacterized. Gene Ontology annotation, cellular component: sulfite reductase complex (NADPH). Gene Ontology annotation, molecular function: FMN binding; sulfite reductase (NADPH) activity; heme binding. The record is from RefSeq and is a predicted model, not a curated record. Gene Ontology annotation, biological process: sulfate assimilation; amino acid biosynthetic process. The coding region runs from base 347 to 4903 and encodes 1518 amino acids. NCBI's taxonomy places the organism in Eukaryota, Fungi, Ascomycota, Pezizomycetes, Pezizales, Pyronemataceae. The transcript has 4 exons.